GCACCCCGCGCCGGGCACGGCGCGCUGGGGCAGCUGUCAAAUGACAACGCUUUAGGUCAUGACACAGACCCGUCGCUGAGGGGAAACCCGAGAGUUUGGGGGCUGGCUCGUGGGCGGGUUUUUCUUUGAAGAGCCCGCCCGCCGCCGCCGGGGAUGGCAGCGUAGGAUCCCGCAGGAUGGGGGCCCCGCGCAGGGAACGGCCCCGCUGGCUGGGGACCCUCCUGGCCGCCUGCCUGGCCACCCUGCCGGGCAUCAGCGCCUGUCCCCGGCCCUGCGCCUGCCACGGCUCCGCCGAGCUCCACUGCACCUUCCGCUACUUCACCGCCGUCCCGCCGCGCAUCCCGCCGGGCGCGCAGCGCAUCAACCUGGGCUACAACAGCCUGCGAAAGCUCAGCCCCACGGACUUUGCUGGCCUGGAGAAACUGGAGCUGCUGAUGCUGCACAGCAACGAGAUCAGCACGAUCCCUGAGAAGGUGUUCAGUGAUUUACGUUCACUGCAGGUCUUAAAAAUGAGUUACAACAAGGUCAGAGUGCUUCAGCAGGAUGUAUUUUAUGGCCUGAACAGCUUGGUACGGCUGCAUAUGGACCACAAUCAAAUUGAAUUUGUGAAUCCCAAUGUUUUUUACGGACUCACUUCCUUGAGGUUGGUCCACCUGGAUGGAAAUUUACUGCAGCAGCUGCAUCCAGACACUUUUGUCACCUUGCGCUAUAGUGAAAUAUUCAGAAUAUCCUUCCUGAAGCACAUCUCUCUGUCUGACAACGCGCUGACUUCCCUUCCACAAGAGAUGUUUUCCUACAUGUCAGAGCUCGAGAGCAUUUACCUCCAUGGAAACCCCUGGUCCUGCGACUGCAGCCUGCAGGGGUUUGCAGGGUGGGCACGGGAGAGACCAGAUGUUAUAAAGUGUAGAAAAGAGAGAAGUUCUGGCGUCCAGCAAUGCCCAAUCUGUGCUAGUCCCAAAAGUCAUAAUGGGAAAAGUUUAGUGGAUAUUCCUUCAGCAUCUUUCACCUGCACUAAGCCAGUCAUCCAUGACUCCCUGAAAUCCAGAAACCUCACGGUGCCCGACGAUGGGGAUUUCAGUUUCGUGUCUCCCGAGGACUUGAUAGCUCCAAUAGGAUCUGUGGUUUUGAAUAUGACUGACCAAGCAGGAAAUCGAGGCAACUUGGUUUGCAGUGUCCAGAGACCUAAAGAAACGUCUCCCAUCUCACUUGACAAAAAUGGCCCCAGCAGAGUGCUCCAAGCCUCCUUCUCAGCGUUGCUGGUGUGUGGCAUCGAUCAUGGGCACAUCCAGCAGCUGUGGGGCAUCCUGGCGCUGUACAGCAGCUCUCCUUUGAAACUGCAGCAAACCGUGCAGACAGCUGAGGAGCCUUUCGUUGGCUACAAAUACAAGCAGAUCUACAGUGAGCAAGACGAGCUCUUCACCAGCAUCGAGGCUGAGCUGCGAGCUGAGCCAGCCUGGCUGAUGCAGAGCGCGGUGGCCCUGCAGCUGGACAGGACAGCCACCACGCUCAGCGCGCUGCACGUGCGCUACGCCACCGAGGCACGCCUCGCUUUGCCCAGCGAGGACCAAGACCAGGGGAGACACGAGUGGGCCAUCGUUUCCAGGGACAACGGCACCCAAACGGAGCACACCGUGCUGGUCGGGGGCAGCGUGGAGCUGGGGUGCCGGGCAGCUGGGCAGCCAGCUCCUGCCGUGGAGUGGCUGUUGGCCGACGGCAGCAAAGUGCGAGCUCCUCACGUCAGCGAGGACGGGAGGAUCAUAGUCCUGGAAAGCGGGGUGCUGACGCUGCGGACAGCUGACGUGUUUGACUCGGGGCUCUAUCACUGCAUCAGCACCAACCGCAAGGACGCCGGGGCGCUGACGUUCCGCAUCACGGUGCUGGAUGCUCAGGUGGAGCACGGCGGUGUCAACGGAGCGCGGCUGUCGGCCGCCCUCGGCAGCACGCUCCACCUCCCCUGCACAUCCGAGGCUGCCCCGGACGCUGCCGUCACCUGGGUGCUGCCCGAGCACACAAUUCUCCGUCAGUCUGCUGGAAACAAACAUAUUUUUGCCAAUGGCACCUUGAGGGUACAAGGGGUGACGCAGCGAGACGUGGGCUACUUCCGAUGCGUGGCAGCCAACCGGUACGGCGCUGAUCUUUUGGUUUUCCAAGUGCUGCUGAGACAGGAUGAAGCUGCUCUGAAGAAAAAGCACGGAGCUCUGGGAGAGUGGGAAGAAGGCUCUGGCAACGAGCUGCUGCGCUCUGCUGCAGCACAGAGCCAUCCCUCAGGCACUGCAGCCACCCUGAGAGCUGGCGGGGAAUCUGCUGCGCCAGGCAGCGCGCGGCGGAGGAACAGCCACGGGAAAACGCCUCACCACGCAGACAGAACAGGCAGGCGCUUCAGGGGACACAGGAGACAGUUUGUUUCCUCAGGAAGGAGAGCUGAUCCACAGCGCUGGGCGGCCUUGCUGGAGAAAACAAAGAGGAACUCGACAGUGACAGGCAAACGAGGAGAAGAUGCAACAGAGCCACCCAUUCAAGUCCAUAAGCUCUCAGAGGUACCUGAGGAUGAGGAGGAGACAUCUGGUGAUCUCGUGUCUCCAGAAGAAGAAUUCAUGAUACCGGCAGCAGAGAGAUCUCCAGUGUCUGCUCUGGGAAGAGCAACAGAACUCACAAUCACUGCAGGGCCCCAGGAGACACAAAUUCAGGUGAUCCAAGACAUUCCAACCCAUCCACCCCAGCUCCAGCAGCACUAUGGGAGACGAAGGAAAAUUUCUGGUUGGAGACGAAUUGUUAGACCAGGAUACAUCCCAGGUGUGAAAGAGCACCGAUACAACUUUGGGAGGCCAGGGUCUGCCAGAGGAAGUACAGCUGUGGCUACAGAUGUUCACCUGAAUAUGAACUAUGUACCAAAUGUACCAACCUUAAAUAACUUGAGCAGUUCCAUCAAUCCAUUAAGUCCAGAAACACCCCAGUCUUCCCGCUCCACCAUGGAAAUGCCAUUGGAGCACCCCGUGGGUACCUAUCAAAACACAGCGUUCCUCAGGGAAGAGGAAAAGAAACACAGGGCAAGGCAAAAAGCUGCUACCACAGUCAUGUCUGUCACUGCAGAGGACACUGCCACUACUGCAACCGGGGCGUUGGGUGUGAUGGGUUUGAAGCCCACACUUGUUACUACCCCUCAAACCAACACCAGAGUCACCAAAAGUAAAAUACUCAGGGUGGGAGGAAGGAGAGGUCAGAGGAGGAAGAGGCCUCCUAAAACACCUGCCCCACAGCAUGCCCACAGCAGCCACACAGACAGCAGCAAGCCCGGGCACCUGGAGGAGCACCCCGUCAGCAGCACCCCUGCCUGGCAGUGCGACUGCUCAGAGCCCCCCCGUGGCACUCCAAACCACACCAGGCUGGCAGAGGAGCACCCAGCUGGCCGCGUCACCAGCUGCCAGUCCUGCCCAGAGCCCCACCACGGGUCUCCAAACCUCAGCGUGGCUGGACGAGCCCCCUGGUGCCACGAGUGCCCGACCUGCUGCACCCCGACCGCAGCCCCCCCGAGAGCCCCCUGGCCCCCGCGGGGGCACGGCCAGCCCCAGCCCAGGCAGCCCCCCAGGGGCACGGAGCGGGGGAACGCGCUGCGGGCACCGGGGGUCGCAUCUCCGUGGGGAGGGGACAAGGAGAGCCCUGCCACUGCCCGCUCUGAAAGGCGACGAAACCAAGGCACCACGACCCUGCCCAGUCCCAGCACCUUCGGUUCUGCGAGCACAAGCCGUUUCUCAAAGCCCAGGAUAGUCGGAGGGAAUUUGGCUUCUUUCACUCUGCUGGCGAAUUCUGAUGCUUUUAUUCCUUGUGAAGCUACUGGGAACCCCCCUCCAACAAUCCAGUGGACCAAGAUAUCAUCAGGGCGCGGUGCCGCGGGCCGUGGCCGCUGGUCGGUGCUGCCCAACGGGACGCUGGCCAUCGCCCGGGCGGGCCCGCAGGACGGCGGGCGCUACGUGUGCACGGCGGCCAACGCGCACGGCUCGGCUCGGCUGCAGGUGUCGCUGGCCGUGCCGGCGCACCCGCCGCGCAUCGCGGGCGGCCGCGGCCGCCUGCUGACCGCGCACUCCGGGGGCUCCGCGGCGCUGCCCUGCCGGGCCCGGGGCAGCCCCCCGCCCCGCAUCUCCUGGCUGCUGGCCAACGGCACCGAGCUGCGGCACGGCGAGGCGGGCGGCGGCAGGGCGCGCCUGGAGCCCGACGGCACGCUGCUGCUGCGGGAGCUCACCGUGUACGACCGGGGCCUCUACACCUGCCGGGCCAGCAGCCCCGCGGGCACCGACACGCUGCCGCUCAGGCUGCAGGUGGUCGCGGCCCCUCCCAGCAUCCUGGAGGAGAAGAGGCAGAGCGUGGCGGGGGCGGCGGGGCAGAGCCUGAGCCUGCCGUGCACGGCGCGGGGGAAGCCCGAGCCCGCCGUGCGCUGGGUGCUGCCCUCGGGCGCGGCGCUGCGGCCGCUGCAGCUGCUGCACGGCCGGCUGCUGCUGCUGGCCAACGGCACGCUGCUCCUGGGCAGCGCGGCCCCCUCCGACAGCGGCACCUACGAGUGCAUCGCCACCAGCUCCACCGGCUCCGACAGGAGGGUGGUCAGCCUCGCGGUGCAGAGCGCGGAGACGCUCCCGAAAAUUGCCAUGGCCUCUCAGGAGCUGACUCGGCUGAACUUUGGGGAGAGGCUGCUUCUGAACUGUACAGCAAGUGGAGAGCCCAAGCCCAGGAUAAUCUGGAGGCUGCCCUCCAAGGCUGUUGUGGACCAGUGGCACAGAAUGGGAAGUCGGAUCCAUGUCUACCCCAACGGGUCCUUGGCUAUUGAGGCAGUUACAGACAAGGAUGCAGGUGAUUACCUGUGCGUCGCAAGAAACAGAAUUGGGGAUGAUCUGAUUCUGAUGAAAGUCAGCAUCGCAAUGAAACCAGCCAAGAUUGACCACAAACAGCAGUUCAAGAAACUGGUGCCCUACGGGAAGGAUUUCAGAGUGGACUGCAAGGCCUCAGGGUCACCCAGACCAGAAAUAUCCUGGGGCCUGCCAGACGGGACGGUGGUGAACAACGCGAUGCUGGCGGAUGACAGCGGGCGCCGGGCUCGCAGGUACGUCCUCUUCGACAACGGCACUCUGCACCUCAACAAAGCUGGGGUGGCAGAAGGGGGAGACUACACGUGCUACGCCCAAAACACUCUGGGGAGGGACGAGAUGAAGAUCCACGUCACGGUCAUCGUGGCAGCCCCUCAAAUAAAGCACAAUUACAAGACACACGUUAGAGUGACAGCUGGAGACACAGCCCUGCUGGACUGCGAGGCUGCUGGAGAGCCCAGGGCACAGAUCUUCUGGUUGCUGCCCUCCAGUGAGAUGAUCUCCUCGUCCACAGACAGGCACUCCCUGCACGCCAACGGCUCGCUCUCCGUCAGCCAGGCCAGCCUGCUGGAUGCUGGGGAGUACCUGUGUGUGGCUCGGAACCCUGGCGGGGACGACAGCAAACUGUACAAGCUGGAUGUGGCUGCCAAACCCCCCAUCAUAAAUGGUCUAUACAGGAACAAAACGAUCAUGAAGGUGACAGCAGUGAGGCACUCCAAGAAACACAUCGACUGCCGGGCAGAAGGGACACCUCCUCCUCAGAUUAUGUGGAUCAUGCCUGAUAACAUUUUCCUAACAGCCCCAUAUUACGGGAGCAGGAUUGUGGUGCACAAAAACGGGACGCUUGAGAUUCGGAACAUCAGGCCCUCAGACACGGCGGAUUUUAUCUGUGUGGCACGUAACGAUGGGGGAGAGACCGUGCUGGUGGUGCAGCUGGAAGUCACAGAAAUGCUACGGAGACCGAUGUUCAAGAACCCUUUCAAUGAAAAAAUCAUAGCAAAACCUGGGAAAACGAUCACACUGAACUGUUCUGUGGAUGGAAACCCUCCCCCGGCCAUAAGCUGGAUGCUGCCCAAUGGCACGUGGUUUUCCAGCAGCGUCAGGACAUCCCAUUUUUCCACAGGAAGCAACGGCACCCUGACCAUCUACAGUCCCGAGGCACAGCACGCCGGGCGCUACCGCUGUGCUGCCCGCAACCAGGUUGGCUAUAUCGAAAAGCUGAUGCUCCUGGAGGUUGCCCAGAAGCCCAAGAUCCUCACCCGGCCUGCAGGGCUGGUGAAGGGGGUCAGCGGGGAGCCUUUGUCUCUUCACUGCCUGGCCGAGGGCAGCCCCAAGCCCAGGCUGGCGUGGACGCUGCCGGGGGGCCGCGUGCUGGAGCGGCCGCAGCUCGCCGGGAGGCACGCGCUGCUGGAGAACGGCACCUUGCUCAUCCGGGCGGCCGCGGCCCACGACGCGGGGAACUACCUGUGCAGGGCCCACAACGAUGCUGGAGACUCCUCCCUCACCGUUCCUGUCGUGGUCGCAGCCUACGCCCCACGGAUCAUGGGCAGGCCCCCCGCAGCCGUCCGCGCCCUGCCAGGGGCGGCAGUGCAGCUCCUCUGCGUCGCGCUGGGCGUCCCCAAACCAGAAAUUACCUGGGAGUUACCUGACCGCUCCAUACUCUCUACAGCUCGCCAGGGCCGGGGCUCUGGGGGAGAGCUGCUGCACCCCACGGGCACUCUGCUCCUGCAGAACCCCCGACCCUCCAGUUCUGGCAUGUACAAGUGCACAGCGAGGAACCCCCUUGGCACUGACACCGCAGUCACCUACGUCCACGUCAUCUGAGCCAGAAACGCGGCAGGAAUGGUGGGGAGCACAGGCUGCAGCCAGGCUGGGCUCACCCUGCAAUGGCUUUAAUCAAAGGCAGCCACAAGCCCGUGAGUGCCUGGACACAUCACAGC
Molecule: messenger RNA, 6793 nt
Organism: Onychostruthus taczanowskii (white-rumped snowfinch)
Lineage: Eukaryota; Metazoa; Chordata; Aves; Passeriformes; Passeridae
Gene: IGSF10
Product: immunoglobulin superfamily member 10
Exons: 10
Coding region: 177-6677 (2166 amino acids)
Molecular function (GO): protein binding
Source: RefSeq, a predicted model, not a curated record